GGGUGCUUAGAAAUUGAAAGUGAAGAUUAGAUUCUUGGCUGCAUUUUUCAAGUAAUUCACUGAAGUGUUAGAAAGAUUAGAUUUUUAUGAGGUAUGAAGAAAAUCCAGAAAAGGGUUCUUGGAAAUUGAAGGUGAAUAUUAGGUUCUUGGCUGCAUUUCUUAAGUAAAUUACUCAAAAGUGUUGGAAAGAUUAGAGUUUUGAGGGAAUAAUAAAUAAAGUACUAUAAGGGGUUUGUUUAUUUAGUUUUUGGAAGUGAAAGAGUGGGGAAGGAGGUUGCUAAUGAUGUUAUUAAGGAUUGGUUUUACGUUUUCUUGUGAUUAUAUGAGUUGAAUAUAUGAGUUGAAUAUAGUGUAGAAUUUGCUUUAUGUUGUAAUGAGCAGAGCAAAACUUGAACUUUUCUGGGAAAUUUUAAGUCUUGGGCUAUUGGAGUGGACAGUAAAGUUGCUAUUUUGGGAAAAAACAAGUUGGUGAAAUGAUAUCUUCAGGGACAAAUUUGGUGAUGACUGUGAUUGGAUUUGCAGUUAGUACCAUGUUCAUAGUAUUUGUGUGCACAAGGCUAAUUUGUGCAAGAAUUCAAUUGAACGCAAGAAGGCGCUCUUUUGCAUAUGCUUCUAGAUCUGAUCUUAGCAUUUUGGAGCGUGGUUUACAUGGUCUCGAGCCUCUUGCUGUUGCCAACUUCCCGACAAAGAAGUACGGCGAUGUGUUUUUUACCUCUGCAGAAGAUGCUCAGUGCAUUGUUUGCCUUGCCGAGUAUCAAGAGCAGGAUGCCUUACGUAUUUUGCCACUAUGUGGGCAUUCUUUCCAUGCAACAUGUAUUGACAUAUGGUUUCAGCAGCACUCCACGUGCCCAGUUUGUCGAAUUUCUCUGCGCGAGACUCCUGAAAAGAAGAGAUUUAUGCAACCGAUGUUUAGUUCAGCUAUCCGAUCUCACUAUGCGAUGGAGUACUCCCUGAAUGUUGCUUCAAACCGCUGUCUAUCAGCUGAGCAGAGGCAUUCUCCAAGAUUACAUGACAGCCUGAGACCGGACUCCACAACAGACGACGCUCAGUGUCCACCCGAGGGUGGUAUGAUGGUUAUCAGAGGGAACAAUGUCAUUUUAAACGAGGAUAGUCAUAACACAAAAAACUCAGAAAACAAGCAAGUUGAGAGCCCGUCAAAUACAUAAGCUUUCAAAUUGGCAGAGAUGGGAAGAUUUCACAAUGUAGGUAUCGUGUUCAUCCCGUUGCUCGGGUUUUGAUUUAAUAGAUAACUUACCGCUCAUAGCCUUUUGUAAAUAUAGUAAGGCAAUGUUUCUUUGAUUAUUAUUUUUACCCUUUAUCUUCUUCCUUCUUUUGAGUACCUCACACUUUGCUAUACUUCAGUUUACAGCUUGAAGGUGGUGGUAGUUUUGUAGAUCCAUUUGUUCAGCUUCCGUGCUGCACAGUAACACUUUACAUAUGAGUGUAGUAGACAAGAUUGUAUCUACAUAUAUAUUCAGUGUUAACCUAUAGAUUCUUAUUUCUUAUGAUGGUUUUGCAAGAAAACUGAACCAGGAAUAUGAGAAAUCACACCCCUUAGUAGAUCAUGUUAUUUUGGGAAAUGCUAAGCUGGUUCAAGAGCAGUGGCCUCACAUGUCCACUAUGGUCAUGGUGGACUUAUCAAGUUACUAAUCCAUGUUUUGUACAGA
Molecule: messenger RNA, 1667 nt
Organism: Lycium ferocissimum
Lineage: Eukaryota; Viridiplantae; Streptophyta; Magnoliopsida; Solanales; Solanaceae
Product: RING-H2 finger protein ATL38-like
Exons: 3
Coding region: 474-1166 (230 amino acids)
Source: RefSeq, a predicted model, not a curated record